AUGGACAGCCACCGGCCGUCGUCUGUUCUCUUUGAGAGCCAAGACAAGAGUAUUAUUGUUCUUGAUAUACCCACUUCCCUGGAAGAGAGCCAGGUUCCUCCGUCUCAGGUCCCCAGGCGCCGUAUCGUCUCCGCAGAGCCCCCCGCAGUGCCGUUUCCGACCCCGGAGCCCCGGCAUGGAGGAGACGACCACUCGGCAUUCGCGCCGCCUGCUGCCCAGUUAGCUGAGCUCAUGACCACUGCAACAGUCAGCAGCGCCCUACAGGAACUCGCCAACUCAUACUCAUAUUCCGGUCCCUUCCAUCGAGAUCGUCUUAUUCAGCCGCAACCACCACCGCCGGUAUCCGCUCUACCACCGUUGCUUCCAGACAAAGCCGAACCUCUGCAUGGUUCCAUUGAGGCUCUGCGUGAUUCUUUUCACAUGUCAGCUCCCAAGUUUGAUCUUGUUGUGUUAGAUCCUCCAUGGCCCAACCGAUCUGCGAGGAGGAAGAAAGACAAAUAUGCCACUGUUUCUAAUCUCAAUGAGAUGAGCAGUCUCUUGCUACAAAUUCCUCUGGCUUCUCAUCUUGCACCAGACGCACUCGUCGCCGUCUGGAUCACUAAUAAACACAGCAUCCACGACUUUUUAAACUCUCCAACAGGGUUGUUUGCUGCUUGGGGUCUUGAGCUUGUGACCGAGUGGACGUGGCUCAAGGUCGCUGCAUCAGGUGAGCCACUCUAUGAUAUUGAGUCUACAUGGAGGAAGCCAUGGGAGAAGCUCAUCAUAGCCAAACGUAUCGGCGGCAAGAAACCAGAUGGUCUCAAGCCCAAAGUCAUUAUGGCAGUCCCCGAUGUUCAUUCCCGCAAGCCCAAUCUCCGAGGUUUGUUUCAAGAUGUUCUCGGAAAGCAAUGUCUCGGGCUUGAGAUCUUUGCUCGUAACUUGACUUCUGGCUGGUGGAGUUGGGGAGACGAUGUCUUGCGCUUUCAGCAGCCCGAGAAUUGGAGUGACAUAGAAUAG
Molecule: messenger RNA, 996 nt
Organism: Fusarium sp. VM40
Lineage: Eukaryota; Fungi; Ascomycota; Sordariomycetes; Hypocreales; Nectriaceae
Source: the annotation of a GenBank genome assembly